Molecule: messenger RNA, 7730 nt
Organism: Felis catus (domestic cat)
Lineage: Eukaryota; Metazoa; Chordata; Mammalia; Carnivora; Felidae
Gene: PTPRF
Product: protein tyrosine phosphatase receptor type F
Exons: 37
Coding region: 262-6045 (1927 amino acids)
Biological process (GO): protein dephosphorylation
Molecular function (GO): protein tyrosine phosphatase activity; protein binding
Source: RefSeq, a predicted model, not a curated record
UCCGGCUCCGGCUCGGGCGGCGGUGGCGGGAGUAAGACCCGGCGGUGGCGGCGGCGGCAGAAGAGCAGCGGGAUCAGCGGCCCCAGCGGCUUGUGUGUGUUGGGGGGGGACAUGCGGACCGACGGCCCCUGGAUUGGCGGAAGGAGCGGAGACCCUGGUGCCUUGCCCUCAGUGCUGGUUGUCCAGGAGUGACUGGUGUGAGCAAGCAGAGACCUGGUUGAUUGUCCUGGGCUGUGGCUGGCCGUGGUGCUAGAGCCCUGGAUGGCCCCAGAGCCAGCCCCAGGGAAGACGAUGGUACCCCUUGUGCCUGCACUCGUGAUGCUUGGUUUGGUGGCAGGUGCCCAUGGUGACAGCAAACCUGUCUUCAUUAAAGUCCCUGAGGACCAGACGGGGCUGUCGGGAGGAGUGGCUUCCUUUGUGUGCCAGGCCACAGGGGAGCCCAAGCCACGCAUCACAUGGAUGAAGAAGGGGAAGAAAGUCAGCUCCCAGCGCUUUGAGGUGAUUGAGUUUGAUGAUGGGGCAGGGUCCGUGCUGCGGAUCCAGCCAUUGCGGGCGCAACGAGAUGAAGCCAUCUACGAGUGCACGGCCACCAACAGUCUGGGAGAGAUCAACACUAGUGCCAAGCUCUCAGUGCUCGAAGAGGAACAGCUGCCCUCUGGCUUCCCUUCCAUCGACAUGGGGCCUCAGCUGAAGGUGGUGGAGAAGGCACGCACAGCCACCAUGCUGUGUGCAGCAGGCGGGAAUCCAGAUCCAGAGAUCUCUUGGUUCAAGGACUUCCUCCCUGUGGACCCUGCCACGAGCAAUGGCCGCAUCAAGCAGCUGCGUUCAGGUGGUUCACCAAUCAGAGGUGCCUUGCAGAUUGAGAGCAGUGAGGAGUCGGACCAAGGCAAGUACGAGUGUGUGGCGACCAACUCUAAAGGCACACGCUACUCGGCCCCCGCCAACCUCUAUGUGCGAGAUCAGCGAGAAGUGCGCCGUGUGGCUCCUCGUUUCUCCAUCCCUCCCAGCAGCCAAGAGGUGAUGCCAGGUGGCAGCGUGAACCUGACUUGCGUUGCGGUGGGCGCACCUAUGCCCUACGUGAAGUGGAUGAUGGGGGCUGAGGAGCUCACCAAGGAGGAUGAGAUGCCUGUUGGCCGCAACGUGCUGGAGCUCAGCAAUGUCGUGCGCUCUGCCAACUACACCUGCGUGGCCAUCUCCUCGCUGGGCAUGAUCGAAGCCACAGCCCAGGUGACAGUGAAAGCUCUGCCGAAGCCUCCAAUUGACCUUGUGGUGACAGAGACAACUGCCACCAGCGUCACCCUCACCUGGGACUCUGGGAACUCAGAGCCCGUGUCUUACUACGGCAUCCAGUACCGUGCAGCAGGUGCGGAGGGCCCCUUCCAGGAGGUGGAUGGCGUGGCCACCACCCGCUACAGCAUUGGUGGCCUCAGCCCUUUCUCAGAAUAUGCCUUCCGCGUGCUGGCGGUGAACAGCAUCGGACGAGGACCACCCAGCGAGGCAGUGCGGGCACGCACAGGGGAGCAGGCGCCCUCCAGCCCCCCGCGCCGUGUGCAGGCACGCAUGCUGAGCGCCAGCACCAUGCUGGUGCAGUGGGAGCCGCCCGAGGAGCCCAACGGCCUGGUGCGAGGGUACCGCGUCUACUACACUCCCGAUUCCCGCCGCCCCCUGAGCGCCUGGCACAAGCACAACACAGACGCCGGGCUCCUCACCACCGUGGGCAGCCUGCUGCCUGGCAUCACCUACAGCUUGCGUGUCCUGGCCUUCACUGCCGUGGGUGACGGCCCACCCAGCCCCACCAUCCAGGUCAAGACACAGCAGGGAGUGCCUGCCCAGCCGGCGGACUUCCAGGCGGAGGCAGAGUCGGACACCAGGAUCCAGCUCUCGUGGCUGCUGCCCCCGCAGGAACGGAUCAUCAAGUAUGAGCUGGUGUACUGGGCCGCGGAGGAUGAAGGCCAGCAGCACAAGGUGACCUUCGACCCCACCUCCUCCUACACUCUAGAGGACCUGAAGCCUGACACACUGUACCACUUCCAGCUGGCCGCCCGUUCCGAGAUGGGGGUGGGCGUCUUCACCCCCACCAUUGAGGCCCGCACAGCGCAGUCCACCCCCUCCGCCCCUCCCCAGAAGGUGACCUGUGUGAGCACGGGCUCCACCACGGUCCGGGUAAGUUGGGUCCCGCCGCCAGCCGACAGCCGCAACGGCGUUAUCACCCAGUACUCGGUGGCCUACGAGGCAGUGGACGGCGAGGACCGAGGGCGGCAUGUGGUGGAGAGCAUCAGUCGCGAGCACUCCAGCUGGGACCUGGUGGGCCUGGAGAAGUGGACGGAGUACCGGGUGUGGGUGCGGGCACACACGGACGUGGGCCCCGGCCCGGAGAGCAGCCCGGUGCUAGUGCGCACGGACGAGGACGUGCCCAGUGGGCCACCGCGAAAGGUGGAGGUGGAACCGUUGAACUCCACUGCUGUGCGUGUCUCUUGGAAACUGCCCGUCCCCAGCAAGCAGCAUGGCCAGAUCCGCGGCUACCAGGUCACCUACGUGCGGCUGGAGAAUGGCGAGCCCCGUGGCCCACCCAUCAUCCAGGACGUCAUGCUGGCUGAGGCUCAGUGGCGGCCAGAGGAGUCCGAGGACUAUGAAACCACCAUCAGCGGCCUGACCCCAGAGACCACCUACUCCGUUACUGUCGCCGCCUACACCACCAAGGGGGAUGGUGCCCGCAGCAAGCCCAAAAUUGUGGCGACGACCGGGGCAGUCCCAGGCCGGCCCACCAUGAUGGUCAGCGCCACGGCCAUGAACACCGCGCUGCUGCAAUGGCACCCUCCCAAGGAGCUGCCUGGCGAACUGCUGGGCUACCGACUGCGGUACCGCCGGGCCGAUGAGGCAGAGCCCACUAUCAUGGAUUUUGGCAAAGAUGACCAGCACUUUACAGUCAUCGGCCUGCACAAGGGGGCCACCUACAUUUUCUGGCUUGCUGCCAAGAACCGGGCUGGCCCCGGAGAGGAAUUCGAGAAGGAGAUCACCACUCCUGAGGAUGCACCCAGCGGCUUCCCCCAAAACCUGCGUGUGGUAGGGCUGACCACCUCUACCACGGAGCUGACCUGGGACCCCCCGGUGCUGGCGGAGAGGAACGGGCGCAUCACCAACUACUCCGUGGUGUACCGUGACAUCAACAGCCAGCAGGAGCUACAAAACAUCACUGCUGACACCCACCUGGUACUGUCCGGCCUCAAGCCGGAUACCACUUAUGACAUCAAGGUCCGUGCUCGUACCAGCAAAGGCGCCGGCCCACUCAGCCCCAGCAUCCAGUCCCGGACCAUGCCCGUGGAGCAAGUGUUCGCCAAGAACUUCCGUGUGGCGGCUGCUAUGAAAACUUCUGUGCUGCUCAGCUGGGAGGUCCCUGAUUCCUACAAGUCCGCGGUACCCUUCAAGAUUCUGUACAACGGGCAGAGUGUGGAGGUGGACGGGCACUCCAUGCGGAAGCUGAUCGCAGACCUGCAGCCGAACACGGAGUACUCAUUUGUGCUGAUGAACCGCGGCAGCAGCGCGGGGGGCCUGCAGCACCUCGUGUCCAUCCGCACGGCCCCGGACCUCCUGCCGCACAAGCCACUGCCUGCCUCCGCCUACAUAGAGGACGGUCGCUUCACCCUCUCCAUGCCCCACGUGCAGGACAGCACCCUCAUCAGGUGGUUCUACAUCGUGGUGGUACCCAUCGACCGUGUGGGCGGGAGCAUGCUGGCCCCGAGAUGGAGCACACCCGAGGAGCUAGAGCUGGACGAGCUUCUGGAGGCCAUCGAGCAGGGGAGUGAGGAACGGCGACGUCGGCGACAGGCAGAGCGGCUGAAGCCAUACGUGGCUGCUCAGGUGGACGUGCUCCCUGAGACCUUCACCCUGGGGGACAAGAAGAGCUACCGGGGCUUCUACAACCGGCCCCUGUCUCCGGACCUGAGCUAUCAGUGCUUUGUGCUCGCCUCCCUGAAGGAACCCAUGGACCAGAAGCGCUAUGCCUCCAGCCCCUACUCCGAUGAGAUCGUGGUCCAGGUGACACCAGCCCAGCAGCAGGAGGAGCCUGAGAUGCUGUGGGUGACAGGCCCCGUCCUGGCAGUCAUCCUCAUCAUCCUCAUUGUCAUCGCCAUCCUCCUGUUCAAGAGGAAGAGGACCCACUCGCCAUCGUCCAAGGACGAGCAGUCAAUCGGGCUGAAGGACUCCCUGCUGGCCCACUCCUCAGAUCCCGUGGAGAUGCGACGGCUCAACUACCAGACGCCAGGUUCCAGUGUCCCCAGUUGCCCGAAUAUCUCAAGUAUGCGAGACCACCCGCCCAUCCCCAUCACUGACCUGGCAGACAACAUUGAGCGCCUCAAAGCCAACGAUGGCCUCAAGUUCUCCCAGGAGUAUGAGUCCAUUGACCCUGGACAGCAGUUCACAUGGGAGAAUUCAAACCUGGAGGUGAACAAGCCCAAGAACCGCUACGCAAAUGUCAUCGCCUACGACCACUCACGGGUCAUCCUUACCUCCAUCGAUGGUGUCCCAGGGAGUGACUAUAUCAACGCCAACUACAUCGACGGCUACCGCAAACAGAAUGCCUACAUUGCCACACAGGGCCCACUACCUGAGACCAUGGGCGAUUUCUGGCGGAUGGUGUGGGAACAGCGCACGGCCACUGUGGUCAUGAUGACACGGCUGGAGGAGAAGUCCCGGGUGAAGUGCGACCAGUACUGGCCAGCCCGGGGCACCGAGACCUACGGCCUCAUUCAGGUGUCCCUGCUGGACACCGUGGAGCUGGCCACGUACACCGUACGCACCUUUGCACUCCACAAGAGUGGCUCCAGUGAGAAGCGGGAGCUGCGUCAGUUCCAAUUCAUGGCCUGGCCAGACCACGGGGUUCCCGAGUACCCGACCCCCAUCCUGGCCUUCCUGCGGCGGGUCAAGGCCUGCAACCCACUCGAUGCAGGGCCCAUGGUGGUGCACUGCAGCGCGGGCGUGGGCCGCACGGGCUGCUUCAUCGUUAUCGAUGCCAUGCUGGAGCGGAUGAAGCAUGAGAAGACAGUCGACAUCUAUGGCCAUGUGACAUGCAUGCGAUCGCAGCGGAACUAUAUGGUGCAGACAGAGGACCAGUAUGUGUUCAUCCACGAGGCGCUGCUGGAAGCCGCCACGUGCGGACACACGGAGGUGCCUGCCCGCAGCCUGUAUGCCCACAUCCAGAAGCUGGGCCAAGUGCCUCCCGGGGAGAGUGUGACCGCUAUGGAGCUCGAGUUCAAGUUGCUGGCCAGCUCCAAGGCCCACACAUCCCGCUUCAUUAGCGCCAACCUCCCCUGCAACAAGUUCAAGAACCGCCUGGUGAACAUCAUGCCCUAUGAGUUGACCCGCGUGUGUCUGCAGCCCAUCCGUGGUGUGGAAGGCUCUGACUACAUCAAUGCCAGCUUCUUGGAUGGCUAUAGACAGCAGAAGGCCUACAUCGCCACGCAGGGGCCUCUGGCAGAGAGCACCGAGGACUUCUGGCGCAUGUUAUGGGAGCACAACUCCACCAUCAUCGUCAUGCUGACGAGGCUUCGGGAGAUGGGCAGGGAGAAAUGCCACCAGUAUUGGCCAGCAGAGCGCUCUGCUCGCUACCAGUACUUUGUUGUUGACCCAAUGGCUGAGUACAACAUGCCCCAGUAUAUCCUGCGUGAGUUCAAGGUCACGGACGCCCGGGAUGGGCAGUCGAGGACGAUCCGGCAGUUCCAGUUCACAGACUGGCCCGAGCAGGGCGUGCCCAAGACGGGUGAGGGCUUCAUUGACUUCAUCGGGCAGGUGCACAAGACCAAGGAGCAGUUCGGGCAGGACGGGCCCAUCACGGUGCAUUGCAGUGCCGGUGUGGGCCGCACUGGGGUGUUCAUCACUCUGAGCAUCGUCCUGGAGCGGAUGCGCUAUGAGGGCGUGGUCGACAUGUUCCAGACCGUGAAGACCCUACGCACACAGCGCCCGGCCAUGGUGCAGACGGAGGACCAGUACCAGCUGUGCUAUCGUGCGGCCCUGGAGUACCUUGGCAGCUUUGACCACUAUGCAACGUAACUACCGCUCCCCUCUCCUCCGCCGCCCCUGCCUGGGGCUCCGGAGGGGACUCAGCUCCUCUGAGCCAUACCGACCAUCGUCUAGCCCUCCUGCACGGAUGCUGUUGCUGGCAGAGCACAGCCCACUGGGGUCACAGCGUUUCAGGAACAUUGCCACACCAAAUGGAGAGCCCAGACCACCCCUGGGCCAGUGGGUGGGCCGGCAGGCAGGUGCCGUGGCCCGUCUCUGUCCACCAGGCCCGCCCGGAGCCUGCUUCGAGCUCUCUGUUCCGCUGCCGCCGCGUUUCUCAUGCUUCUUUUCAUGGGGUGGGGAUGGGGACAAAGUCUCCUUUUUUAUACGUUAAGUGGGGUAGACUGAGGGAUUCUAGCCUCUUCCCUCUGAUUUUCCUUUUGCAAAUCCUUAACUGCAGAAUGGGCCGCUGUGGGGGUUGGGGUUCAGUUUGUUUUCUUUUUUGAGUUCGUUUUGGAUCUUCUUUCUGUAUGAGUCUUGCUGCUGAAGGACAGAACAUGCCUUCCUCUGCGUGGAGCUGGGGCCACCGGCCUAAGUGCAGGCCCAGCCGUGGGCCUGGGAGGCAUCACCGGUCCAGCUGCUCUUCCGGCCGUUCAGACAAGAUCCUGUUUCAGCCAAAUGCAGGGAAACACAGUUCUUUUUUUGAGUUUUGUUUUGUUUUUCCUUCAGAGCCUUAUUUUAGGCCCCACAGACAGUGGUGGGCGGGGAAGAGAUAGGAAACACUCAUCCCCAGUUGUCUAUUCCCGUGUGUGUGUGUAACAUUCACAGCCCAGAACCACAGACGUGUCUCGGGGAGCCUGGCAAGGCGUUCCUCAUCACCAUCGUGUUUGCAAAGGUUAAAAAAAAACACAAAGAAAAAAAAAAAUAAAAAAAUCCAAAAAAAACCCAAAAAAAGAAACCCACCAAGAAAAACACAGAGUCAUCCCCCUGGCCUCUGCUUCAAAACCCCAAGAGGGGAGGCAGCUCUGUGUUCCUGGGCUUCCCAGGGGAGCUGCCAGACUGACCUCUGGGCCCACAGAGCCUUGCUCUUGUCCCCAGCAUUGCGGGUACGGCGUGGUGUUGGUAAGCUGUGGAUCUGGCCGUGGGGCCAAGGUGACUGACACAGGUCAGGGUGUGUACCACGCCCCGCACACCUCAGGGCCGAGCAGGGGCACAGCUGGCCCUUCAGGUCCAGGCCAGUGGGCCUGGUAGCACAUGUCUGUCCUCAGAGCAGGGCCAGAUGAUUUCUCUCCCUGGUUUGCAGCUGUUUUCAAAGCCCCUGAGAAUCGCUCUUUUCCACUCCUUCAAGAUGCCCUCCUAAACCAAUGUGGCAAGACUACUGGACUUCUCUCAAUGGUACUAUACUCGAUCCUUAUUAUCUUGGCUUGCUGAGGGGCAGGGAGAGGGCCUCUUCCUCUGGGCAGCACUAUCUAGGUAGGUAAGUGGGGGCGGGGAAGGGUGCAUAGCUGUUUUAGCUGAGGGAUAUGGAGCACAUGUCCCCAGAUCUAGCUAGGCUCAGUCAAGAUCAACAAUCCAGGGUUGGUAAUGUUGGAUGAAACAUUCAUUUUUACCUUGUGGAUGCUAGUGCUGUAGAGUCCACUGUUGUACACAGUCUGUUUUCUAUUUGUUAAGAAAACUACAGCAUCAUUGCAUAAUUCUUGAUGGUAAUAAAUUUGAAUAAUCAGAUUUCUUACAAA